AUGAGCGACGAAGUUAGCCAGGAAACCAUCAAAAAGACGCAAAAAACGUUGGGCAAGUACGUAAAGAAGCCGCAAUUGACGGACAAAUUGCUGAAGAAACCGCCGUUCAGAUUCCUGCACGACGUCAUUCGAACGGUAAUCAAAGAAACGGGAUUUCUGAGGGGUUUGUACACCGAAGAAGAGCUGGUGUCCGACAACGUCAAGGACAAGGACGCUAAAAUCGCCUUUUUGAAUAAGCUCAUCGAAGCGACCAAAACCCUGAGCAAGUCCAAUUUGUCGGUAAGAGCGACCAAAAUCGUCGCCGGAUUGGAACCCACCAACACCAAUUUAUUGCUCCAGGCCGUAGCGAAAUCGAUCGAUUCCAAAGCCGAUAGUACCGGCUAUGUAUCCCAAUUGAAAUCCAGCCCUAAAGACAAACAGAAAAAAACCAACAUACCGACUAAAAUCGCCAAGAAACCGACCAAAAACGAUGACAAGUCCUCUACCAAGACCCUCGAAACGCCCAAAUCCAAUCCGGACACUCCCAAACCGAAAGCGAAACCAACGAAGAAAGAUACCGAUAAUAAUCAAUACACGAAGGGCAGAAGAGCGAGAGAAACAACACCGAAAGAAAACAUAAUAGAAACUCCUAAAGCAGAAGAAUUGGUUAAAAACGAACCAAUUCCCAGAAGAGACAGCUUCACGAUCGAAUCCAAAGACAAAGAACCCAUCGAAAACCUUACAAAACCCACUACAGACGAUGAACCCGCUAAAGAACCCGAAAUCCAGCACCCAGAAACCAUCCGAACGCCUCCAGAACCCGCCCCCAAACCCCCAGCGCCCAGACCCACCUCGGCCCGACCGAAGAGCGCCCUCAGAACCUCCGCCAGGCCGGCACCCAUCGAAAUAACCCAGCAGGCCGAGGAGCCGGUGCGCCCAGCCCGUCCGCGCAGCUCCCUCCGGCCGCCCAGCGUGCGCCCUUCGAGCGCCAGGCCGGGCGCGCCGCGCCUGCUCCGCGCCGAUCCGGCGCUGCAGUCGCUCGAGCAGCUCGCCGCCGGCGCCGGCGCCGUCCGCGUCAUCGUCGACGACGCCGACGCCGAGGGGGACGAGGAGGAGGUGGUGGUGGCCGUCGAGGCGGCGCCGUUCGAGCCCGAAGCGCCGCCGGACGCCGGCGGUUUGGAUAACAAAGGUCACCUGGUCGAGCAGAUAUUGGAACAGUGCGAUGAGGCGGGCGCCAGGCGGCGCACCGAGAUCGAUUGGGAUGACGAUGUCACCGUCCGAUCGAAGGACGGCCCGUCGAAGGACGCCUCGCAGCUGGCGGAGCUCGUGCGAUCGGUCACGAAGACGGCGCUGCCGCUGGGGAAGCUGGUCAGCUACGUGCACGAGGACGUCGAAUCGAUGCAGCUGGAGCUGCAGCUGUGGAUCGAGUCGAAGCGGCGGCUCUACGGCGAGAUCGCGAGGCGGCGGAGGGCGAGCUCGGAGGCGGACGGGCCGCUGUUGGCCCAAUUGGAGGCGCUCGACGGGGACGCGGAGAGGCUGAGGAGGGACAUCACGCGGAUCGGCGGGAGUAUAUUGAGGAACGACGCGAGGAUUAGGGAGUUGUUGUGUAAAUGA
This is a messenger RNA of Phyllotreta striolata, 1593 nucleotides long. The record is from the annotation of a GenBank genome assembly. NCBI's taxonomy places the organism in Eukaryota, Metazoa, Arthropoda, Insecta, Coleoptera, Chrysomelidae.